AUGUUUGGAUGGGGUGAUUUUCAUUCCAACAUCAAAACAGUGAAGCUAAACCUGUUGAUAACUGGGAAAAUUGUCGAUCAUGGCAAUGGGACGUUUAGCGUUUAUUUCAGGCACAAUUCCACUGGUCAAGGGAAUGUAUCUGUCAGCUUGGUACCCCCUACGAAAAUAGUGGAAUUCGACUUGGCACAACAAACCGUGAUUGAUGCCAAAGAUUCCAAGUCCUUUAACUGCCGCAUUGAGUAUGAAAAGGUUGACAAGGCUACCAAGAACACACUCUGCAACUAUGACCCUUCAAAAACCUGUUACCAGGAGCAGACGCAAAGUCACGUGUCCUGGCUCUGCUCCAAGCCCUUUAAGGUGAUCUGUAUUUACAUUUCCUUUUAUAGUACAGAUUAUAAACUAGUACAGAAAGUGUGUCCCGACUACAACUACCACAGCGACACCCCUUACUUCCCCUCCGGAUGA
This is a messenger RNA of Rangifer tarandus platyrhynchus (Svalbard reindeer), 465 nucleotides long. Lineage: Eukaryota; Metazoa; Chordata; Mammalia; Artiodactyla; Cervidae. The record is from the annotation of a GenBank genome assembly.